Molecule: messenger RNA, 1137 nt
Organism: Aspergillus homomorphus CBS 101889
Lineage: Eukaryota; Fungi; Ascomycota; Eurotiomycetes; Eurotiales; Aspergillaceae
Exons: 4
Coding region: 1-1137 (378 amino acids)
Source: RefSeq, a predicted model, not a curated record
AUGGCGUCAACAACUUCUCAUGGUCAUGCGGCCGUCGGUUCUGGUACGAAGGAAGAGGCGUUUGUCAACUUCCUUCUCGAACAGAAGGAAAUACGCCAAAUACACUCGACAGCUUGCACUCCGGCCCAUACCCUUCGUGGUAUGGCCACAACGCUUGCUCUAGCCUUGCAAACCUAUGCGGACGAAUUGGAGCACACGAAUUCGGAGCACGAACGCAUGGCAAAGGAGAUUGCAGACUCGAAGAAUACCACGGCAUCGAUGAUUGCGAAAAGAUUGCAUCAAACCGCACACAACCGGCUCGGCCCGGGAACACAGCAGUUCCUGAGUCAAGUGGUGGGAGAGGAUAUCGCCCUGAUGGACUUGUCGGAGGGUGGUCGAAGCGAUGCGGCCGCGGGCGUUCCACCACCCGAUCAAACUGGGAGACCAGGAGACAAGAUGGAGCUGGAGGACGUGGAGAUGGGCGAGAUCGGGGACGACAAGCAGUUCAUCCAGGCGAUCGCAACAAAGUUUAAAAAAGUCCAGGAGAGGACGCAGGGGUGGUGGUGUCGGUACCGAAACCGACUCAGCGGGGCGGAAUUUGUCAAGUUCUCCAUGGUGCAAAUUGGCACCACGAAGUGCCCGUUCUGGUUCGAAGAGGGGCAGUUUCCCCCUACAGACGCAACACACUACCAUGGCUACAGAGAAAGUGCCAAGGAGCCCAUCGAAUUUCCCAUUCAGCUUCUGGGAGAGACAAGCGAUGAAAAACAACCCGGCCGUGCCGUCGGCACCGAAGCAUGGAGACUCCUUGAGUACUGGCCUUUCUCCCUCUUCAGACGUGCGGGGUCGGACCAAGCCGGAGGAGAUGAAGAAAACAAUGCAUCGGCGGCGGGGGGGCAGGAACAGGCCGAACCGGCUCCAACUCCAGAUCCCAAGUUCUGGAUCUCUGUGGUGCCUAAGGAUACCACAAAUAAUCUGGAAGUACAACUGGGAGAUUCCCCGGCCAGUGGCUGGGGGGUUCGGCUCAAAGAGGAGCCACGGCCAUCGGGUGUGGGGUUAGUUCUGACACUGGUGCGUGUCUGCUUGGUAGCUGUCGGUGUCGUUGUUGGGCUAUGCUACUGGAUCGAACACUCGUGUUCGGUAUGGGGUCUUAUGUUGUGA